Molecule: messenger RNA, 1634 nt
Organism: Amphimedon queenslandica
Lineage: Eukaryota; Metazoa; Porifera; Demospongiae; Haplosclerida; Niphatidae
Exons: 5
Coding region: 78-1547 (489 amino acids)
Source: RefSeq, a predicted model, not a curated record
AAGCAAGCUGACAAAUUAGCUAGGAAUGCAAAGUUAUUGUAGCUGAACAGCAGUGUCUGGCUGAACAGUGAAGAUCAAUGAUUAAAGAAAUGUCCCCAAUCUCCUUUUUGUGCAAAUUGUUCGCAUUCACCUUAUUUCUGGCUGCUGCAACAUCUGCUAAUGUCUGCUCUCGUUUCCUUCCUUCACCAAGUAAUAAUGGUGGAUUAUUUACUGGUGGUGUACAAUUACUCAUUCCUUCAUGGACCUUCUCUUGUCAAGGAGUUAUUAAUAAUUGGUUUGCUCAUGUCACUGGUAAUACAUCAGUUACUGUUGGGAGUGGAAUUGAGUUUCAAGUAUUAAAACCAGAUCCUGUUAAGAGUAAUGUCUACAAUCUUAUAUAUGGUAAUACGUAUGGAAAAGGUGGGGAAUCAUUUAAUGGCAGUAGAAUAGAAAUCGAUGCUUUAAAUACUGGUUCACAAGCAAAUCUUCCAGUACGUCCAGGCUAUAUAGUAGGAGUAUACAUUGAUUCAAAUGCAGUUAAUAAGUUAAGUCUAAUAUAUGAAGACACAGCAGAAGAUAUUGAUAUAUACUACUGGGAGAAUCUAACAGGACGAAUGUGUGAUCUUUCUUUAUGUGAUGCCAAAGUGAUGAGAGGAGUAAGACCAUUAAUUGGUUGGACAUUCAGCAAUAUUACGAGUGAGAGUACCCUAUCAUCUCAAGAGAACACAAUAGAGUUAUUAAGAAGUAAUGCUAAUCCUCAAUAUUGCAAUGAUAGCACUUCAGCAAUCACAAACUGCUCAUUGUUGCCAAGUACUAGUAGCGCUGAGAUAACAAUGUCUUCACUGCAUACUUCCAUAACAAGUUCACAGUCUUUGCUGUACACAAGCAGCAGCACUUCAAAGGAAUACUUCCAUACUACUACUAAUUCCAUUGAAGGUAAAACUUCAUCAUCGCUAAUUCCUUCUCAUAGUACUUCUCCUACAAUGCAAGCUUCUUCUCCUAUAAUACAAGCUUCUUCUACAGCAACUACAGUAUCUUCUACAGCAAAUACAAUAUCUCCUACAGCAGCUACAAUAUCUCCUACAGCUCUAAGCAAUGGGGGAACUUCAACUCAAUUCUUUUUCAUUUUAGGUGUAUCAGUUGCUGCACUUCUAAUCAUCAUCAUUGUCCUUUUACUUGUCUUAAUUUUCCUGUUUGGCUACAAGUGCAUUAAGAGAUGUCGUAGUGAAAGACUUGCCAAUAAGACGAUAGUAGACUCUGCUAGAAAUACAACUGGACAAAAUCCUCAUAUAUCAACGGGUGUCAAUCCUUCAUAUCAUCAACACUCAAUCAUUACUGCAGCUGGUCCUACAUGCAACACAGAGAGAGAGGAAGGGAUUCAAAUGAAAGAGGGACAACAGAAUUAUGAAUUGGUUGAUAGCAAUAAAUAUGAUGACAUUCAUGUUUAUUUCCAGCCUGACCCACCUCAUGCUAUCAAGGCUAAGCUCCAUACUUAUGGGAAUGUCGCUAAUAACAAUUCAAAGUGGAAUGAAUAUGGUCCUAUAUAUGAGGACACUGAUACAUUGUAGUUUUUAUAGUCUAAGUUUUUUAUUGUUUAUUAAAAAAAUAACUUUUUGGAGUUUUAGGGUGUGGCUCAUGAUCUCAACACCCACGAA